GGCGCUGUUGGGCGUUGCGCGGCGGCUGGCCAGAGCCGGUUGCCAGGGCGACGCCUGCAAAGAUGGCUACUGCGUCUUCAUCGGAUUCCGACAGCGGCAGAGCUGAGAGCAAUGAGGCCAAUUCGAAAUGGCUGGAUGCACACUACGACCCCAUGGCCAAUAUCCACACCUUUUCCUCCUGCCUGGCACUGGCGGAUUUACAUGGAGACGGGGAGUACAAGCUGGUGGUGGGAGACCUUGGCCAGGGUGGGCAGCAGCCCCACCUGAAGGUGCUCAAAGGACCCAUGGUGCUGACUGAAAGCCCACUACCUGCACUGCCGGCUGCUGCCGCCACCUUCCUUAUGGAUCAACACGAACCCCGGGCCCCAGCUCUGGCACUCGCCUCAGGCCCUUGUGUGUAUGUUUAUAAGAAUCUUAGGCCCUACUUCAAGUUCAGCCUGCCCCAGUUGCCUCCAAACCCCGUGGAACAAGAUCUUUGGAACCAGGCCAAGGAGGACCGGAUCGACCCCUUGACCCUGAAGGAGAUGCUAGAGGGCAUCCGGGAGAAGGCGGAGGUGCCUUUGUCUGUACAGUCGCUCAGGUUUCUGCAGCUGGAGCUGAGUGAAAUGGAGGCGUUUGUGAACCAGCACAAGUCCAAGGCCAUCAAACGUCAGACAGUCAUCACCACCAUGACCACCUUAAAGAAGAACCUGGCUGAUGAGGAUGCUGUGUCCUGCCUGGUCCUGGGCACUGAGAAUAAGGAGCUCCUGGUGCUGGACCCGGAGGCCUUCACCAUUUUGGCCAAGAUGAGCCUGCCCAGCGUCCCCGUCUUCCUGGAGGUCUCUGGCCAGUUCGAUGUAGAGUUCCGGCUCGCUGCUGCCUGCCGCAAUGGGAACAUCUAUAUCCUGAGAAGAGACUCCAAGCGCCCCAAGUACUGCAUCGAGCUGAGUGCCCAGGCUGUGGGGCUUGUCCGGGUACACAAGAUCCUGGUGGUGGGCAGCACCCAAGACAGCCUGCACGGCUUCACCUACAAGGGUAAGAGGCUGUGGACAGUGCAGAUGCCUGCAGCCAUCCUGACCAUGAACCUGCUAGAGCAGAGCUCCCGGGGCCUGCAGGCCGUCGUGGCCGGGCUGGCCAACGGAGAGGUCCGCAUUUACCGUGAUAAGGCCCUGCUCAACGUCAUCCGCACCCCGGAUGCCGUGACCAGCCUUUGCUUUGGCCGCUACGGACGGGAAGAUAACACCCUCAUCAUGACGACACGAGGCGGUGGCCUGAUUAUCAAGAUCCUGAAGCGUACGGCAGUGUUUGUGGAGGGGGGAGGCGAGGUGGGCCCUCCACUAGCUCAGGCCACAAAACUCAACGUGCCCCGAAAGACCCGGCUUUAUGUGGAUCAGACACUGCGAGAGCGGGAGGCCGGCACCGCCAUGCACCGGACCUUCCAGACCGACCUCUACCUGCUGCGCCUCCGGGCCGCCCGGGCCUACGUGCAGGCCCUCGAGUCCAGCCUGAGCCCCGUGUCCGUGACAGCCCGGGAGCCACUCAAGCUACACGCAGUGGUUCAGGGCCUGGGCCCCACCUUCAAGCUCACACUGCACCUGCAGAACACCUCGACAGCCCGACCCAUCCUGGGGCUGCUGAUCUGCUUCCUGUACAACGAGGCGCUCUACACCCUGCCCCGGGCCUUCUUCAAGGUCCCCUUGCUGGUGCCAGGGCUCAACUACCCCCUGGAGACCUUUGUGGAGAGUCUCAGUGACAAGGGCAUCUCCGACCUCAUCAAGGUGCUGGUGCUUCGAGAAGGCCAGAGUGCGCCCCUGCUGAGUGCCCACAUCAACAUGCCUGUGAGUGAGGGGCUGGCAGCUGCCUGAGCCCCGGGCUGGUGUUACAGCCCCCGUGGAAUCAGGACUGGGAAGACCCAGCCGCUUCCACUGAGCAGGGCAGAGCCAGCGGUCCCAGGCUCACUCCCUGCACAGCAGCAUGCUGGGCGACUGCUCUCCUCUCCUGAGCUCCCCCUUUCUCGCCAUCCUGACCGCUGCGUGACCUCUAGCAGCAGGGCAGUGAGUGCCCAGGAGGUCCAGCUCCUUCCACCUCAGGAAAGCCCAGGCAUUGGCCCAUUCGGCUCUUGCAUCCACCCCACUUUUCUCCAGAAACCACACGCAGGUCUGAAGGAAGAACUCUGAAGCGGCCCUGAGAGAUGAGGGGCGCAGGCCCGUCUCUCGCCUUAGGCGCACCACUCAUGCUGCUGCCGGCCCAGGCCGGAAUUGGCUAGUGCCUGGCCUGGGACAGUCAUGGGCUUUUCUUGGGUGAGACUGAGCCCCCUGUUGCUCCCUGGGGUUCCAGAAGCUUGGCUGCUGCCAGCUCAGCUUGCAAGCAAAACACAUCCUCUGACUGCCCCUCAUAAGCUGAGCGAGGGACCCUCUUUCUAUUCAGGGGGCCCAGAGAAUGCUGCCUCCCCACAGGUGGCUUUUAUGAAACGUUGGUCUCGGUCAAGGUCUCAGGACUGCGACGCUCCACGAAGAUUGCCAGGGGAGGAGCUGGCGCGGGAGGGCAUAGGGUGGCCAUGCAGGGAGCCUGUGGCCCCAGCUCCAACCAGGCUCCCGAAGGCCACACAGCCGCCACUGCCGACUGGGACGCUGCACCCAGAAAGAGCACCCAGAAAAAGAGGGCUCAGCUAGAUGGAGCAGAGGGAGCACCAGGAUGCACAGCAGGGGCAUUUCUGGGGCCCUGGGGACGGGGCACAGGAGGCAGAAGCCCAGACUGCCACUCAAGAUGCUCUUCUAUGCCCUGGAGCCCAGAUCAGUCAUGUGAGUGGAGAAUUCACCUGGCAGCGGCCGGUGUGAGAGAACUGCCUGGAAAGGCAGGGACCAGAGGUGUGAGUGAGGCCGAAGACCAAACGAAGGCACUUGUUCAGACCACGGUCCCAGCUCUCGGAGCCUCGGAGCCCUGGCCAGUCUGCCUGGCCCACCUCGCAGAGCUCUGUUGGGCUGGUGCUACCAGGACUGCUCUGAGCCACUUGUGAGCCAGCGACCCUGCUCAGUUUCCCACAUGUAAAAUGAGGCAUUUGACCAGAUUCAGCUCUAACAUCCUGUGAGCUUGGCAGCCUCUCUAGAGGAAAAGGGGAGUCAAUUCUAGAACGGGAGUACAUGACAGGAAGAGCUACAGAUCUUUUGCCCUUGAGUCCAAGGGCCCCAAGCUGACGGCCACUGCCAGGCAAUAACAGCCUCCGUGCCCAAAACACAGCGAGGUACUGGGAGGACACAGCCACAGCCACUCCCCAUCCCCCACCCCCAGGAAUGCAUUCUGGGGCCAGGUUAAGAGAAGCGAGGGGUCUGAACCAAAGAGAGAGCCCAUCCCCCUCUCUGUAUGGCUCCGUCACUUGCAGCCAUAGACCAGUUGGGUCAAGAUGGUGAAGUGUUUCUAGAUCAAGCCAACUGAGGCACAGCGGGAACAAACAGGAGGUUUAACCUGGAAAUGGAAAGACAGGUAGAGGGAGUUGUCACAGUCAGAGAAUUCAACUUGCCCUGAAGAGCUUUCUAAGAGAGCGUAUCAGAGAUGGAAGGGCCAGCCCUAGAAGGUUGUGAGCCCCUGUCACUGGAGCUGUGUCACUGGGGCUGGGCUGUCUCUUCAUAGGGUUGUUGAGUCAGAUGACCUUACAGUCUCUUUCACCCCAGUCAAGUGAUGAUCUGUGUGAACUUGGAACAAAAAAGUCUGCUCUGGGUUCUAUUCGUAGCUAUUCAUGAUGAUGAAAACAGAGAAACCGUUCCUAUGCCCACCCAGCACCUAAUGUGAAUUUGUACGCUGUAACGCCACGUACGCCAUGCACGGCGGCGGUGUGGGCAGGUGUACACACGGCAACGUGAAGGAAGAAGCAGUGCGUGGCACCCUCGCCAGUUAGAGCUCCAGGGGUUAGAGUUGGGUACGAUAAGGAUGAGGAGAGUUGGUGUCUUUUUAAAAAUUAUUGAUCUAAAAACACAGAUGUACUUAGUACUAUGAAAUUAAAGUUUAUAAGAAGAAAAGAGCCUCUCGCCAUCCCCCAGGACUGCCACCGCCCCCACAAAUCAUUCUCAGUUCUCUUAGCUGCUUCAUUUUAAACAUGCUCAUGUACUCUCGCUUGUUUAUCAGUCUCAGACUCUAUCUGUCGGCUCCGUGUCUGUCCUAAGAGAUGAGGCUUUAGCUCUCUCGUGACAGCACCCUGCCCCUCCUUUUCUCUCUGCUUUUUAGGUAAAUUGAUACUCACCGUCUUUUCCAUUUGCUUAGUUCUCUAUACAACCGACUGCCGAUCUUCCCCCACCCAGCUUGACAGUUCCCCUUUUCCGGACAAGGGCCUUCAUCCCUGCUUCCCUGAGGACUGUGCGCCCUCUAGAGCUGCUGCCCAGCACUGCUGGGACUCCCUUGGCCACGUCCUGGGCUGGGUCAUCAUUCCCGCGCCCCACGUCCUCCUCUACUGUGGUCCUUGCACCCCUCAUUUGGUGAAGCGUGUCUACAAGUACCUUCUGUAAAAAGUCACUAGAGUUAACGUGUUUAAGACACUUUCUCUGAAGUUUUCUUCAUUCGGUUCACACAUGUAUGCGAUAGUUGGGGUCAUAACAUUUCAAGUUAAAAAUCAUUUUCGUGCGAGAAAACCGUUUUUAAAGUGGGACUUUCUUGUAUCAUAAUUUGGGGCACUGCUUUUAAGAAGUUCCACAGCCAUUUUUUUCCUGACCUCAUCUUUCUGAGGUCCUAAAAUGUCAGGAGAUGCCUUACUGUGUGUCAUUACUGGAUGUGCUGUGAGUGGAGCUGGACAUCCUUCGGUUCCAGAAAAUUUUGUUUCUUGAAUUAGUUUCUUGAAUGAUUUCCUCCCAUUUUCUCUGUUCUCUCUGGAGUUCUGAGUAAACCCAGUGCCUGAUAAAUGGCAAUUCCAAAGAGAACAGGAGUGAUCCUCUCUUUAUUCUCUCUUCUCUUAUAUUGUCUUUUUGUUCUAUUUUUUGAGAUUUUUUUUUUAAUCUUUCAGCUCUUCCUAGAAGUGUUUUAAAAAUUCUUUUAUUUUAAUUCUCAAGAGUCUUUGUUCUCCGUUCAACCUUUAAUUUUGGCGUCUUUUUAAGAACACAGUUGAGUUAUAACUGACAUUUAUAGACGACUUCAAAAACAGCAGAAUACACACUUUUCUGCAAUUCACAUGGAACAUUUACCAAAAUGGACCACACUCCGAGCCAUAGAAAACACGGUAACUCAAUAAAAGUCAUGUAGUGUCUGUCGUCGGACCAAAAUGGAAUUAAACUGGAAAUCAAUAACAGAUCAUUGAAAAAUCCCCCAAAUACUUAGAGAUCAAACAACAUACUUCUAAACAUAUGGCUCAAAGAAAUUUCAACAGAAAUUUAAAAUAUUUUGAACUAAAUGAAAAUGAAAACAUAACUUACUGAAAUUUGGGGGAUGCAGUGAAAGUGAUGCUUAGAGAGAAAUUUAUAGCAUUGAAUGCAUGUGUUAGAAGAGAAGAAAGGUCUAAAUCAUCUAAGUUUUCACCUCAGGAAAAUAGAGAAACGAGCAAAUUAAAUCCAAAGUAAGCAGAAGAAAAGAAAUAAAAAGAAAGCAGAAAUCAAUGAAAUUGAAACCAGGAAAUCGAUAAAGAAAAUAAAUGAAACCAAAGGUGGUAUUUUGAAAUCUCAUCAGAACCAGCAAGGGACAUUGCCUAUCCCCAAGCCUAGUGCCGGAGAGAAGGGAGAAAACCUCUCCUAAGAAUUUUUAACCACAGGCCAGCCUGAAUUAAGUUUGCAACCUGAAUUGACAAUCCUUGGGUGGUCCAAUCAAACCCUGCCUACCUAAAAAUUUAGUUUGAAGUGGUGCAGGAUGAGCUUUUCAGUCAAAUGAUAACUGAAGGAUUUACUUUUAACUCAAUCUCAAAAAAUCCCCAUUGAUAAAAUUCCAACAAAUAUAAACACAGUCAAAACUCACAAAUUGCAAGAUAACGCAUUGUGAGCAAGAGCCAACAGAAAGGAUAGCCAGCAUAAUCAGGCCUCAAAGACUUAAAGUGUUGGAAAUACCAAACAGAAUAUCAGGUAUGUGUUUUCUGUAUAUUUAAAGAAAAAAGAAACAAUAUAGAAAUCAAGAGAGUGUAUAAAAUGAUCGAGCAAAUUUGAAAAAAGAACCAAAUAGAACUUCUAGAAAUGAAAAGCAAAAUGCUUGACAUGUCAAUGGAUGAGUUGGGUUUUUUUGUUUUGUUUUGUUUUGUUUUUAAGCCUCAAUAGAUUGGUUUAGCAGCUGAAGAAAGACUUAACUGGAAGAUAGAUCUGUAGAAAUUAUCCAGAAUGCCAGAAAGAGAAAGUAUGAGUUUUAUAAGACUAGAAGGAUGGUGGAGGGAGGUCUAAUCAAUUCCAGUAGGGGCAGAAAAUAUCUGAAGAUAUGACAGAAUUUUCUAGAACUGAUAAAAAGACAUCAAUUCAUAGAAUCAGGAAACCCAAGGAGUCCUGUUAGGAUAACUAUAAAGAAACUAUAUUUGGGCACAUCACAGUAAAACUGCAGAAUACCAAAGACAGAAAAAUCUUAAAGUCGGUGACAAAAAAAUAUCUUCAAAGAAGCAAUAGUAACAACAAAUAGAUGACAACUGACGUAGCAACAAUGGAGCCCUAAAGACUAGUAUUUUCAAUAUGAGAGGAAAUAAAUAUUAACCUAGAAUUCUGUACUCAUCAAAAAGUAACUUUAAAGAGUAAAAAACUAGAAAUGGUGGGACAAAUUGAAAGUACAAAAUAAAGUGGUAGAUGUAUGUGCAAGUAUAUAUUAAUUAUGAUAAAUAUGAAUGACUAAAUGCUUCAGUUAUAAGACAGUGUUAUCUAGACUUGAAAAUCCAUCUAUAGGCUAUUCUUAAGAGAGAGCAAUUGAAAAUAUAAGGAUACAAAUCCUAACAUACCCGGAAUAGAAAAGAACUUUCUCAUCCUAAUAAAGGGCAUCUAUUAAAUACCACA
Molecule: messenger RNA, 6911 nt
Organism: Pteropus alecto (black flying fox)
Lineage: Eukaryota; Metazoa; Chordata; Mammalia; Chiroptera; Pteropodidae
Gene: BBS1
Product: Bardet-Biedl syndrome 1
Exons: 17
Coding region: 63-1844 (593 amino acids)
Biological process (GO): protein localization to cilium; non-motile cilium assembly
Cellular component (GO): axoneme; BBSome; centrosome
Molecular function (GO): patched binding; smoothened binding
Source: RefSeq, a predicted model, not a curated record